CAGUUUCGUGACUACUAUCAAAGCCAGCAUACCUAUCAGAAAGUGGACGUCGCUCUGCACCGAGCCAGAAAUAAGCUAUGCUUCGAAUUUGUGGACCCAAAUUUUCCAUGUGCUGCUCCAUUUUGAGUGUAUGGGGCAUCAUAAUGUUGGUCAUUAUGGGCAUCUUCUUAUUUACGCACAGCGUAGCCUUCGCGGAAGAUCUGGGAAUUGAAGCCGAACACAUGAAAAAGCACGAGUUUCUGACCGAAGCGAACCGGCGGUUCACCCAGGCCGCGUACAACUGCUGGAUUGCGGCUUGUUUGUAUGUCGUGACGCUGGCAGCAUCUGUGCACCAGAUCUACAUGAACAGAAGAGCACAGCGCUCCUACUAGAAACGUAGUUCCUUUCAGUUUAAUUGUCAUUGGGGUCAUUCAAGUAUUCACCUAAAAGCUGCCUCAAAUGUCAGUGUGUUUGUGAUUAAUGCAAGUCAUAACCAAGAGACCGCAGUUGCUAGUCUCCCUUGUAAAUAUGCAAUAAAGGCUGUACAUAUGUGUUUUUCGUUA
This is a messenger RNA of Dermacentor albipictus, 542 nucleotides long. RefSeq names its product ribonuclease kappa-like. NCBI's taxonomy places the organism in Eukaryota, Metazoa, Arthropoda, Arachnida, Ixodida, Ixodidae. Gene Ontology annotation, molecular function: RNA endonuclease activity. Gene Ontology annotation, biological process: nucleic acid metabolic process. The record is from RefSeq and is a predicted model, not a curated record.